Cicer arietinum (chickpea) is the source of this 1014-nucleotide messenger RNA. RefSeq names its product synaptotagmin-3-like. The record is from RefSeq and is a predicted model, not a curated record. Gene Ontology annotation, cellular component: endoplasmic reticulum. NCBI's taxonomy places the organism in Eukaryota, Viridiplantae, Streptophyta, Magnoliopsida, Fabales, Fabaceae. Gene Ontology annotation, molecular function: lipid binding.
AAUUUGAAGUGAAAAACAGAAUAGAGGAGUGUGUGUGUGUGCGUCUCUGUUUUGGAGCUUUCGUUAUCACUCACAACUACAACACAACCUUAUUAGUGUUACCAUUUCUUGCCUUAAUCACCACAUUAAAUUCUAUUUCUUUAUUUAUUUAUUUAUUUAUUAUUAUUAUUAUUAUUAUUAUUAUUAUUAUUAUUAUAGUUUUCUUCACCACCCGAAACUGCUUAAACCAUAAUUUCCUUUCUUCAUCUGCUCAGACCAUUCUCUUUACCCAAAAUGGGGUUGUUGGGUAGUUUCUUGGGGAUUUUUGGUUUCGCUAUUGGAAUUCCUUUUGGUCUUGUUGUUGGCUUCUUUCUCUUUGUUUAUUCAGAAUCAAAGCAAGUCAAGGACCCUGUUGUUAGACCUAUUAGUGAAUUAGGCCCAAUUGCUUUGCAAGAACUUUUACCUGAGAUUCCUCUUUGGGUCAAGACACCUGAUUAUGAAAGAGUUGAUUGGUUGAACAAGUUUUUAUUUGAUAUGUGGCCUUUCUUAGAAAAGGCAAUUUGUGGGAUAAUUAGAACUACAACACAACCAAUUUUUGCUGAAUACAUCGGAAAGUAUCAGAUCAAAGCAAUUGAGUUUGAUGAAUUGAGUCUUGGUACUCUUCCUCCUACUGUCUGUGGCAUGAAAGUUUUGGAAACAAAUGAAAAGGAAUUGGUCAUGGAGCAAGUUAUCAAAUGGGCUGGCAAUCCGAAAAUAGUGUUGACCUUGCAUGUGUUGUCUUUGAAGAUCAAAGUUCAGUUGGUAGACUUACAAAUAUUUGCGACACCGCGGAUAACUUUAAGACCCUUAGUGCCUACACUUCCAUGUUUUGCAAAGAUUGUGGUAUCUUUGAUGGAGAAGCCCCAUGUAGAUUUUGGGAUAGCGAUAUCAGGAGGGGACGUCAUGUCAAUACCUGGUCUUUAUAGAUUUGUUCAGGUGCGGCCUUCUUUUUUUCUGGUGGUAUUUGAUAUACAUUGUUAAACUGUAUGCCAAUUU